AUGGAGACACAGCAACCACCUACACCAGCCCAGAUUGAUAACUGGCAUACCCUCGGUUUCAUAUAUGCAGUUGAAGAAGGGAUUAGGACAGACACUCCCGCAGAUAUAUCACUCGAAUCUCCCACCAUUCCCUUCGAUGAGGACUCACCUCCGGAUCAACCACCUAGUGAAUUGUUGCCAUCCAGUCAAGAGGCUGGACACGCGGCGAGUUCUCCGGCACCAGUCGUUGAAAUCAAUGCCGAUGAGGAGGAUGAUCCUACACGUUGUCCCAAUCACGCGAUUUCGGAACCUCUUUUGCGUAAACGGAAAAGAGAAGAUGUCGAUGGGGUAGACUUUCGGUCUAAACUGAAAAAUUUGGUGAAGGAAGUCCUGGAACCAUAUGAGGCCUUGGAAAAGGAGAAACGUCAAUGGGAGAAGGACAAGGAAAUGUUACAGGCUCAGAUUCAAUUUUUACAGCGAAAACUCGACGAGCGCAAGCCGCGCAAUAUUUUGAAGUGUGCUCUAUGCCAUCGCACCUUCAACGAGGAGUGGAAGUUCCUGGGAUGUGGCCAUACUCUGUGUCAGAAUUGUGUAGAUGACAUCAAGUCCAAGCAUUCCUUAUUCGAGUAUCCCUGCCCUUAUGCUACGUCGGUGCGGAAAUAUGGCCAUCCAUCUUACGGACAGAAUGGUCAUUUGGUCAUGGUCAUCGGCCUGAUGCAUGAGUGGCGUAAAACACACCAAAUUAUUCGAUCAUCACAGUUUAUUUUUCUCGUUGGCAACGAGAGAACUCGUUUGUCAAUUCAUGCCGGUAUUGUGCAGGCUAUCUCGGAUCCUCUCCGUGCCCUCAUCGAUAAUGGUCAUAUGACGGAGUCCAUUACUGGAUUUGCGACUCUGGACGACGUUGAAGAGGAAACAUUUAUAGGAUUCUGUGAAUACGCGUAUACCGGUAAAUAUGUUACUCCAGAGCUUAGAUUAGGCCAAGACCCCGAAAUCACGUCAGAUUCUGGCUUAGCCAAGAACGAUACAAAUGGCGUAUCAGUGGAAAAAAGUGAAGAACCGGUUAUUGAAGAUGCAGAGCUAGAUCGCACCCAUGACCUGGACUGGGGCUUGAGCAGCGCGAGAAAGUCAAAGAAAAAGAAGAAAUCAGCUUUUUAUUAUGAGAUCGAGGAAAACCAGCUUGAAGAAUCUCCUGGCCAGAUUACAAUCAUUUAUCCAUAUGAACAACUCUGGGAAAGGUUUCGACUCCUUAAAUUUGACAGCGGACCAGCAUCGUUCUCACCAAAUCCCGAUAUCCUCUUCCACGCUAAGCUAUACGUUUUUGCUACUAAGUACCUCAUUGAGCCGUUACGUCAGCAGUGCUUAAGAUCUAUUCACAGAGAUCUUAGUAGUUUCUCCCUGAAUCGGAACAAUCGAUCGUUAAUUCUUGACCUUCUCGACUUCACAUACGCGCACACGGGGCGAUUUGAAGUUGGUGGAAGAUCCACACUUCGCGAUAUAGUCAUACAUUAUGUCGCAUGCGAAAUACGAACGCUAGCUGACGAUGAAAAGCUCAUAGAGCUUCUUGACUCCAAUGCGGAGAUUGGUUCAGACCUUGUCAUGAAAUUAGUCACUUAA
Molecule: messenger RNA, 1593 nt
Organism: Talaromyces atroroseus
Lineage: Eukaryota; Fungi; Ascomycota; Eurotiomycetes; Eurotiales; Trichocomaceae
Exons: 5
Coding region: 1-1593 (530 amino acids)
Biological process (GO): regulation of DNA-templated transcription
Molecular function (GO): protein binding; sequence-specific DNA binding
Source: RefSeq, a predicted model, not a curated record